Molecule: messenger RNA, 168 nt
Organism: Guillardia theta CCMP2712
Lineage: Eukaryota; Cryptophyceae; Pyrenomonadales; Geminigeraceae
Exons: 1
Source: RefSeq, a predicted model, not a curated record
AUCGUGACCAGCAUCUCGCCUACCAAAGGUUCAGCUCGGGGAAGUGAGGUGAUAACUGUCCACGGCAGCGGAUUUUCAAUGGAGUUUUCGUAUGUUUGCAAGUUCGGAUCACUUUCGGUGAAGGCGACUGUCAUGAGCUUAAAUGAGCUGAUAUGCUUGAGUCCAACA